Messenger RNA from Echinostoma caproni, 993 nucleotides. The record is from the annotation of a GenBank genome assembly. NCBI's taxonomy places the organism in Eukaryota, Metazoa, Platyhelminthes, Trematoda, Plagiorchiida, Echinostomatidae.
ACAAUUUGCGCGAAAUGGUUAAAGUUUAUUCGUGAUCAGCUGGCUCUUCGUCCAUUCCGUUCGCCAAGACCACGUACCUUUAAAUCUGCAGGAUCGGUGGCGUGUCGAUCGAAAUCUGCUCCACGCAGUCGAUUCCCAAGUUAUGUCAGUUGGUUCGUUGGAAAACUCAGACGCCGAUGUCGUACUCUGUCACCGACAACAUCACAACCCGGUACCGUGCAAAUGACAACCGAGGCCUCAGUUUCAGCUGGACAAUCUAGUCGUGAUCAUCAUCUCCGUCGUGGUAAUCUAUCUCCCCAGUCAAGCUCACGUCCGAUGGGAAUUCUUAGAAAGUCUGGAACAAAGAGAGGAAGAAAAUCGAUUGACAAAUCACGCAAACCAACUUUUGUGGAUGGAGAACAAAUCCCGGAAGAUGAGAAGUCAGAAACCCCUGUGAAUGAGGAUAAUCUUGGGGAAUCCCAGCACUCGGUUAGACUGACUGAUCGUUUAAGUGACCUAUCCAGUAUUCAAACCGAGAUGUAUCGAUUUGUACAGGAACAAUACGUGGCACAACAGCGCAAAAUUCCCCCCUCGAUCACGAUGCGUUCUCCGCGGUCUUCCACUGUCAUGGAACAUAGCCCCAGAAAACAACAACAAGACGGCCUCGUAUACGGCGGUGUAAACGGCACGGGAGCAUGUGCUGCGAUUACCACACGUUUAUCACACUAUCGUUUUUUAACCUACGACCUGAAUCAACCGAAAGAACCGAGCACAUUCGAGAAUGGAAGCGGUGAUCGUUCAGAAUGUUUGCUUCGACAAAGGCAUGGGGCUCGACCGCGUGUGGGAGAUGUGCUGAUAUUUCUCAAUGGUCAUCUUGCAUACAUCGGUUCUACUCUGAGUGGGUAUCCGGGAGAGUGUCUGACCGAAAGGGAUUUAGAAAAACGUGUUCUGGAGUGCCAGUAUGCCGUAUUCAAUCGGGGCUUUAACCUGCCGACAGAUUUCCAAUUCCCUUAG